ACAAAAGCUAAAAAUAUGGUCUUACACUCGUCAGUCAUCCACAACUUUAUCUGAUUUUGUCACAAUACUAUCGCUAGACUAUGGAUGCCAAUCCAAGCACGAGUAGUCCAGCUGGUGGUGGUGCCCCAUCCAGCAAAUUAUCAGAUGUUUUCUAUGGCUGGGACCUGCUUUAUAGAACAAUAGAGCACAGUGUUAAUAAGAAGGCCGAUUUAUUGAUAGCACUCGCCCAUUUUUUGCUCACUAAACAUCAUAGUUUCCGUUGCAUCGGUAUUGGGGAGGAUAAAACGCUGCUGGAGGAUGAGACCGGUUCCGAGCUACUGCCCGAUUGUUGGAAUGAUGGGGACAUAAAAUACUCACUACGAUACGUACACUACAAGAAUCUGUUUCUGUUAAUGGGCCAUGUAGCUGAGGACGUCUUGGUUAUUAACUUACUGGACACCAAUACCAGGCAGGUGUCAAAUAUUUGCCUUGAGCCGGAAUCUUUGGUAGCAUCGUUUACAGGCAAUAUUUUCACACUUAUGCCGACAGCAGAGGAAAUCGUUGAACGUUAUCGGAAGGAGCUUUUGGAACCAGUGUUCCAAGGAAAUUCUCGCGAAGUCACCACACAAACAUCUUCACCGCCUGCGAGAUCUGUCGACCCCUUGCGAGUGGCCGAACCCAUACAUCUGAAUCCAUUUGUUCCAAUGAGUUAUGACCAACGGCGACCCUAUGGCUUCCCCGAAGUUGGACGCGGAGAUUUGGAUCCGCUUGGUCGCGGUCCUGGCAACUUGCUGCAAGUCCCAUCACAACCGGAUUCGUUACGACCUAGCCCCCGAUUUGAUCCUUUUGGACCGCAAAAUCCAAAUCAAUAUGAUCCCAAUCCGGAUCAUGAGCAACCACCCGAUUAUUACUCGUAGCUUACGGAUGGUCGGCGACAAAAAUUAUUCUCCAAUUAAAUUCCCCGUUUCUAACAACAUUUCUUACAAAUAAAUAUACCAUAGCCCGAUAAAAUA
Messenger RNA from Scaptodrosophila lebanonensis, 992 nucleotides. Its product is annotated as proteasome inhibitor PI31 subunit-like. NCBI's taxonomy places the organism in Eukaryota, Metazoa, Arthropoda, Insecta, Diptera, Drosophilidae. Bases 81 to 896 code for a protein of 271 amino acids. The record is from RefSeq and is a predicted model, not a curated record. Gene Ontology annotation, molecular function: endopeptidase inhibitor activity; proteasome binding. The transcript has a single exon. Gene Ontology annotation, biological process: proteasome-mediated ubiquitin-dependent protein catabolic process.